Messenger RNA from Drosophila ficusphila, 1599 nucleotides. It is a transcript of the gene caz, whose product is annotated as RNA-binding protein cabeza. The transcript has 7 exons. Lineage: Eukaryota; Metazoa; Arthropoda; Insecta; Diptera; Drosophilidae. The record is from RefSeq and is a predicted model, not a curated record. Gene Ontology annotation, biological process: regulation of DNA-templated transcription. The coding region runs from base 146 to 1330 and encodes 394 amino acids. Gene Ontology annotation, cellular component: nucleus. Gene Ontology annotation, molecular function: transcription coregulator activity; RNA binding.
UAAUUUAUUUUCACACGCCAUUUUACAAUAAAAUUUGCAUCGCGCUGACGCUUUAUUGAACUGUUAAAAACGUUUUGUGUGCAGCGAGUAUAAACUCCUGCAAAUCUAUCGACCGAAAAGAAACCGUUACCAGCUUUUAUUUGUCAUGGAUCGUGGCGGUUAUGGUGGUGGUGCCGGACAGGGAUAUAAUAAUUUCGCUGUCCCGCCGCCGAACUACCAACACUUGCCAAAUAAAACUGGCAACUACAACGAGCCACCUCCGAAUUACGGCAAACAAGGCGGUGGUUAUGAUUCCGGUCAUCGUGGUUCUGGUGGAAGCGGUGGUGGUGGCGGUUCCUGGAACGACAGAGGAGGCAAUUCCUAUGGAAAUGGAGGCGCCAGCAAGGACAGCUACAACAAAGGACCCGGAGGAUACUCGGGCGGCGGUGGAGGAGGCGGCGGUGGCUCCGGUGGCGGCGACAUGAUCACCCAAGAGGACACCAUCUUCGUCUCCGGCAUGGAUCCAUCCACCACAGAGCAGGAUAUUGAGACUCACUUUGGAGCUAUUGGAAUUAUCAAGAAGGACAAGCGUACCAUGAAGCCAAAGAUUUGGCUGUACAAGAACAAGGAGACCGGUGCAUCGAAGGGAGAGGCCACUGUCACCUACGACGACACAAAUGCCGCACAGUCGGCCAUCGAGUGGUUCGAUGGACGCGAUUUUAACGGAAAUGCGAUCAAGGUGUCGCUGGCUCAGCGCCAAAAUAACUGGAACAAGGGCGGCGGCGGUCGCGGAGGAUUCGGUGGUCGUCGUGGCGGAGGAGGCGGCGGUGGUGGUGGCGGCGGCGGCGGUGGCGGAGGACGCUUUGAUCGCGGAGGCGGUGGCGGCGGCAAUGGAGGUGGUGGUGGCCGUUUCGAUCGCGGAGGUGGCGGUGGAGGCGGCGGCGGAGGUGCCGGAGGUGGUGGCAACGUGCAGCCACGUGACGGCGACUGGAAGUGCAACAGCUGCAACAACACUAACUUUGCCUGGCGCAACGAAUGCAAUCGCUGCAAGACUCCCAAGGGCGACGAUGAGGGAUCGAGCGGCGGCGGCGGAGGUGGCGGUGGCUACGGCGGCGGUGGUGGCGGCGGAGGCUAUGACCGCGGAAACGAUCGCGGAUCCGGCGGCGGUGGCUACCAGAACCGGGAUCGUGGAGGCAACUCGCAGGGAGGCGGCGGUGGCGGCUACUCGCGCUUCAAUGACAACGGCGGAGGAGGCGGCGGUGGACGCGGUGGCCGAGGGGGUGGCGGCGGAAAUCGCCGCGAGGGAGGGCCGAUGCGAAAUGAUGGCGGCAUGCGUUCUCGACCGUACUAAAAAACGCAUGCAACCCCCUCCCUCCCCCGAAAGCACCUAAUUUUUUCACAUUUACGUAUUAAUUGUAGCAAGUACUCUUUUAAAUGUACUUUUAAAUUAACCAGUCGAGAGCUAAACAUAAAUAACAGCACACUUUUAUUUCAACCGGAUUUUAGGCCAACACAGACACGGUUAUCGCUCGUUUUGACUGAACUCUUAUAUAUUAUAUAAUCUAAUUUAACGAAUGUAAUGUAACAUGGUACAUACAAAUAAAAUAUAUAUAUAUAUAU